This is a messenger RNA of Hordeum vulgare subsp. vulgare (domesticated barley), 3430 nucleotides long. Its product is annotated as serine/threonine-protein kinase Nek4-like. Gene Ontology annotation, biological process: protein phosphorylation; microtubule-based process. The transcript is spliced from 15 exons. The record is from RefSeq and is a predicted model, not a curated record. The coding region runs from base 405 to 3236 and encodes 943 amino acids. Gene Ontology annotation, cellular component: cortical microtubule. Lineage: Eukaryota; Viridiplantae; Streptophyta; Magnoliopsida; Poales; Poaceae. Gene Ontology annotation, molecular function: ATP binding; protein kinase activity.
ACCGGCUGUUGCGGUGAUGCCGCGUAUAUAAGCCACCGGGCGAACUCCUCCGCCAUCAAGGAACGCCGUUACGCCGCAUCAAAGCCUCCACCAAAAAAUUCCACGGCCCGAAGCGACGAGUCUGCGAGUGUGCCCCCUCCCGAAGCCGCAGCGCACGAGCUCCAGCCAGCGAGGCCGAGGCGGGAGAUCUCCUCCACUGCCGCCCGCCGAGGCCUCCCGGAGAGAGGCGCCGCCGCCCGCCGGCCAAUGCAGGACCUGGCCCUGGCCCUGGCGAGGAUAGGAUGUGCAGGCGUUUGAGCUGCGGCAUGGGCAGGGCAGGAGGAGGAAUCUGAUCGAUCCCUCACUGCAGGCGGCCUGCUGCCGGGACGCUGUGGCUGUCUCCCGUUACGGAGCGGGGACGCGUGAUGGAGUCUCGGAUGGACCAGUACGAGAUCAUGGAGCAGAUUGGGCGCGGUGCCUUCGGCGCCGCCAUCCUUGUGAAUCACAAGAUCGAGAAGAAGAAGUAUGUGCUGAAGAAAAUCCGUCUUGCCAGGCAGACGGAGCGCUGCCGCAAGUCUGCUCAUCAAGAGAUGGCUCUGAUCGCUCGGCUACAGCAUCCUUACAUUGUUGAAUUCAAAGAGGCCUGGGUUGAGAAGGGUUGCUAUGUCUGCAUCAUCACGGGCUACUGUGAAGGGGGAGAUGUUGAUGAGCUAAUGAAGAAAUCAAAUGGCACUUACUUUCCCGAGGAGAAAUUGCUCAAAUGGUUUGCACAAUUGGUAUUAGCUGUUGACUACUUGCAUUCGAACUACGUGUUACACCGUGAUCUGAAGUGCUCCAACAUAUUUCUCACCAAAGAUCAUGAUAUACGUCUUGGAGACUUUGGCCUAGCCAAGACUCUAAAAGAAGACGAUCUAACCUCUUCAGUCGUCGGAACACCAAAUUACAUGUGUCCGGAGCUGCUUACAGAUAUUCCCUAUGGGUUCAAGUCGGACAUCUGGUCUCUUGGAUGCUGUAUGUAUGAGAUGGCAGCUCAUCGACCUGCUUUCAAGGCCUUUGAUAUGGCUGGAUUGAUAAGCAAGAUAAAUAGGUCCGCCAUGGGUCCCUUGCCUACCUGCUACUCCACUUCUAUGAAAUCUCUUAUCAAAAUUAUGCUGCGGAAGAAUCCUGAGCAUCGACCUACUACAUCAGAGAUUAUGAAGAAUCCAUAUCUGCAACCUUAUGUUGAUCAAUGCCGUGCUCUUUCUGAUGCUUCAAAUACCAUCCGGACACCACAGAAAUCAUUGUCCACUUCACGGAGCAGUCAGAGAAGCAUGUCUGAAAGCCAAAGCAGCAGCAUGUCUAGCAGUGAUAUAGACAGCACACUAUCAAGUGACAGAAGCACAUCAGGUGGAGCGGCAAGUACUGAUACCAAGGUCAUUGAUCCUCGAAGCGUUCAUGAUGUGGAUCGAGAUAACUCAGACGAGAAGUGUGCAAUGCCGGAAGAUCUCAGAGGCAACAAAGACCUGAAAAGACAAGAUUCAUCUAAAUCCAUAGAUCAGCAUCACAGGGGUGAGAGUAAGCAACCAAAAAUCAUCGAGAAGAUAAUGACAACCUUAAGAGAGGAGAGCAGGCUUAGAGAAAGUAGUACUCCUGCAAGAACUAGAGGCGCAAAGCCGAGUUCUGCAGUCAGUACUAAGAAUGAAGCAGAGCAACCAUCAGACACUUCAAGGUUUAACAACAAUGCUUCAUACAGAUCAAGGUCUGGUGAUGAUUCAUCUCAUGGAUUGGCCAGUACCAACGAUGGAUGUGUGAAUUCAGUUCAAGCAUCACCAUCCUCAAAGCAACUGUUACCUAUUGUUGAACACCGUUCAAAUAUCAAAACUGCUCGGUCAUCAACUCCUGAACCUGCCAAACAGGUUAUAGAAAAUGGUUCUGCAGGUCCGGGGAAGUCAAAAAUCAAGACCCCUCCUAGUGCUACUAGACGGCCUAGCCCUCAGAGACGAGCUGGAGCAGGGACAACCAGCAUCUCAGUGACUGUGCAAAAAGGAGCUCAUACCAAGGUCAUGGCAGAGGGUGAGAAAAGUCCAUUCCAACCUGUCCGUUCUCCAGAUAAUACCCCUGGUAAUCUUCCACCUAGUGUAAGGCCAUCUAAAAUUCCUUCAGAAGGACUGAACAUCAUGCUAGACAAUUCACAUGCAAAAUCUUCUCCGCGGGAACUGUUUACUGUUGCAACUAAGGAAGACACCAGUCCUUGCUUAAGUUCUACAGUUGGUCCUGUUGAAAAGGUCGACCAGUCUGAGAAAUCUGAAUCUAACUCACCAGCCUGCUUGACUUCAUCACACACAGGCUCGAUGCCUGAUGUUGCUGCCACGGAAGACAAUGACCUUACAGCUAUACCAUGUUCAGAAAUUAAUACAGACAAUUUUCAGAGGAGUGCGGUCAGUAAUGGUUCAAGCCUGAGCUCUGCUUUGAAUCCAUCCAUUCCAAGCUUUGGACAAGAGUUUGUAUGCACCGAUGAUGUGCAAUCCAGUAAGCAUGAGCAGAAUAUGGUCACAUUGCAAAAUGGCGAGGAUAAGUUCACUGUCCAAGAGCUUCUUUCAUCGAUAUCGCCAUAUGUUGAUCCUUCUGUUCCAACCACAGAAGAUACAAUGGUGGAGAAGGGACCCAAUUCUAUUCUGUCAAUGGAGCAACAAACAGCUUCUCACUUAAACCCACUGGUUGAUGAUGCCAUUCGGCACAUCAAUCUCAAUGUUACCAAUGAGAAGCCAAUAACAGAAGAUGUUCAAGGGGGAACUCAGAACAUUGAUGUCAGCAGCAGACUUCCGAAUGUGUCAAGAGAAGAGCUGGAUGUAAGGAGCAUCUCAUGCUCAUUAAGCUCAUUGCCUUCUACGCUUCUUCCCUCGGUUGCUCCGGAACUUCAUGUUUUGGAUGGCAAUGCUGCCCCUAAGAUACCAGCCCACGGUGCAGACACGGUAAAUUUAUCUAGUGCCGUCGUCGAUGUGAGACCUUACAUCUCCGGGGCCAACAUUGUUCUCAAGGAAGAGACAUUCCCUGCCAAGGAAAUGCUGGAUGUCACGUCAUUCAGGCAGCGAGCCGAGGCUCUUGAGGGGCUCCUUGAGCUUUCUGCAGACCUACUGGAGGACAACAGGCUGGAGGAGCUUGCUAUCGUUCUGAAGCCAUUUGGGAAGAUGAAAGUCUCCCCGAGAGAAACGGCGAUCUGGCUGGCUAGAAGUUUUAAAGGGAUGAUGAAUGACGAGGCAAGCCGCACAUCUACGUGAGUGUUUGUGUUUCUGUAGCCCGGAGGCCCUUUUUGUUUGCUCUGCCCUUGUGCUGUGAGCUUACCAAAACUCGCUUGGUUUUAUAACAGCGUGUGGUCUGUGUUGCCUGAUUUUCCUUUUUGAUUCAACCAUUCUUUGUGGCGUAUGUUGUACAUAGCCAAGACUUUGUAAACAUAAUAAAUGUUCCUUCAGUA